AUGGCAAUAUUGGCAUCUGUUGCUGGUAUCAUUCUAUCAGUAAUGACAAUUAUUGCUGCUUUGUCACGAUAUGGCACUGACAUGAAAUUCGGAAUGAAUGUUGCUGUUAUCGUCUGGUAUGCCAUUACAAUCAUGGCUCUGUUUAGGGCUAUAUAUAUUUAUGCUCAGAUAUCAAAGUAUUUACAGCUUGUUUCAUCUUCAGAGACAAGAAAUGAAUUGGCCGUUUCGAGCUGUCAAUCUCGCAAUCAAUAUGUGUCACCACCAACAUAUGAUCAAGUUGCUAGUGGUACUGCUGGUCAUAUUACGACUGAUGUUGACAAGGAUAACGAUAGUACUUUACCUGGUCAGUCCAAUGUUUUACCACCGACUUAUGCAAGUAUAGAGGCAUUUUCAAAAUAUACCCCAAACGAUGAUGAGGCCAAAUAG
Molecule: messenger RNA, 426 nt
Organism: Trichoplax adhaerens
Lineage: Eukaryota; Metazoa; Placozoa; Uniplacotomia; Trichoplacea; Trichoplacidae
Exons: 2
Coding region: 1-426 (141 amino acids)
Source: RefSeq, a predicted model, not a curated record